AUGGAAUCACACGAUUGUGAGAGUAAGAAAGUUGCAGCAUUGGCAAGAAGAAGGAGGAAACAAAUUCUCAGUGAAAGAAGAUUGAAAAGAAGUAGAGUUGGUGAUAAAGAAUUAGAUUUUGAAGUUUGUUUCAGUAGGAACUAUCAUCCAUCCAUUGACAACAUCAGAACCCCACUGUCUAACAUUACUUCUUCAGUGAUGAAUCAAAGGAGUCAAAACUUGAAUGCACAUCCAGCAGAGCUUCUAAGGUCAUCAGCAACAAGUAGAAACGUAAGUGUCAAUAAGUUUCAGAAUCAAAGGCAACACAAUGCUUAUAAACUAAAGUCAAAUACAACAACACCCAAAGUUGGUUCAUGCAGCUCGAGUUCAACAUGUACUAUGGAUACCAUGUCCCCUAACCUGGUAGCUGCGACAUCAUAUCAACGAAGAAAGACAAUUAUUCAACCAAAUACACCACGGCUGAGCAGACACCAUGCUUUCAAUUCUCCUGUCAGCCUCGAUACAAACACACCUUCAAGUGGUACAACAUCUUCCUUUGCUGAUCAAGUCUUCAAAAACUUUAAUACACAUCAAAGUGGAUCAGUCGUUUCAUCCAGAAAACAAUUGAAUGUUGGUGUUAUUCAAUCUAUGGCCGCCAAUCUAUUCAAAAAAUUCUCAAAUAUUGAUCAUUACGGUGAGUCUUCAUCCACAAGCAAUAUUCACCGCAACACAAGUGUUAAUAACGAAGCAAAUGAAACCGUUGAAGAUGGAACAACGGAUGAAUCAAUAUCUGAUAGUGAUUGUGAGUUCAUAAAUGCAAAUCCUGACUAUUACACAGCAUCAACUCUUGAUGAUGAAGAAACCAUAGAACCAAACUAUACGCCGCAAAAUGUGAAAGAUUCUGGAGGACCGCCUAACAUAAGGAUACAUGGACAGACUUGCCAUAGAAUUGGGAGCAUGCUCCCUUUGGAUGGAGAAACACCAAAAUUUGCACAGCUUUAUAUUUAUGACACUGAUAAUGAGAUUCAUCACAAAAUGAAAGGAAUAGGUCAUAAUCCUAAUGUGAAUCCAGAAACGGUUGGAAAAUUGAAACGUAUGCUUGAUGAGUUCAACACACAUGCUAAAACAUUUAGGAUGGCAGCAGAUCGACUAAAAGAUUCUCAUGUACCUGAUCUAAAACUGAAAUUAAUCGCCGAUCGAUCCAAGGACGGAAGAGUUUAUAAUCAACCGACAGUUUCCGAAGUUGCCGCACUUAUCGUUGGUGAUGUUGAUACAGGUUCUAAGAGACAUAUUAUACUUGAGAGACAGAGUGGGAAGCUGAAAAGGAUAAGUGAGUUUCAUCCAAGUUAUCUUGCUUUACAAUAUCCACUUUUGUUUCCAUAUGGUGAAGAUGGUUUUAGAAUUGGUAUUCUACACAGGGAAACAAAAGAAAAGAAGAAGAAGAAUAAACUUACUAUCAGAGAAUGGCUUACGUUUCAGAUUCAAACCAGACCAACCGAAGCACACACACUUUUGAUGUCCAGGAGGCUUUUUCAGCAAUUUUUGGUUGAUGGUUUCACCAUGAUGGAAUCUCAAAGGUUGAAUUACAUACGCAAGCACCAGAAAAAACUAAGAGUUUCAAAGUACUGCAAUUUGAACGGUCCAGAACAGGAUCAAAACACUCAAGGAGCAAACAAGGGUAAGAGGGUUGUUUUACCAUCAACUUAUGUUGGAAGUCGAAGAUACAUGGAACAAUUGGAUUUUGAUGGAAUGGCUAUUUGUAGCCAUAUUGGUUUUCCUGACCUUUUUAUCACAUUUACAUGCAAUCCAAUGUGGCCCGAAGUCAAAAGACUGCUUCACACAACGAGGUUGCAGCCCCAUGAUCAUCCCGACAUUAUAUCAAGAGUUUUUAAAAUUAAGUUGGAUGAGUUGUUGUUUGAUUUGACUAAGAAGCAUGUCUUAGGGAGAGUGGUUGCAUAUAUAUACACUGUUGAGUUUCAAAAGAGAGGUUUACCACAUGCUCAUAUUUUGCUAUUCAUGCAUCCGCAAAGCAAGUAUCCCACUCCCGAGGACAUAAACAACAUCAUUUCAUCAGAGAUACCAUCAAAAGAAGAUGAUGUGGAAUUGUAUAAUCUGGUGAAGAGACAUAUGAUUCACGGUCCGUGUGGUUUGGCAAACAUGCUGUCACCUUGCAUGAAAAACGCAAAAUGCUCUAAAUUCUUUCCAAAAACAUGGCAGCCUCAGACUGUAGUUGAUCAGGAUGAAUAUCCUGUGUACCGAAGGAGGGAUACUGGAAACACUGUUACGAUAAAAAACGUUGUUCUUGAUAACAAAUAUGUUGUUCCUCACAAUCCAUAUCUGUUGAAGAAAUUUCAAGCUCACAUUAAUAUGGAAUGGUGUAAUCAGGGUACUUCGGUUAAGUACUUAUUUAAAUAUAUAAACAAGGGGUAUGACAGGAUUACCGCUGCUGUCUUAGAAGGAGACAACGACAGUCCUUUGGCCGCUAAAAAUGGCGAUGAAAUCAAGCAGUAUCUUGAUUGUAGAUAUGUCUCACCAAGCAAAGCAUGUUGGAGAAUAUUUUCUUUUCCCAUUCAUGGAAGGUCUCCUGCAGUAGAAAGAUUAUAUUUUCAUCUCGAGGGCGAUAAUUCGGUAUAUUAUACCGAUUACGAACUGAUAGAUGAAGUCCUUGAAAAACCAAGUGUGAAGGAAUCAAUGUUUACCACUUGGAUGAAAGCAAACAAAACAUAUCCAGAGGCCAAAAAUCUGACCUACUCAAAUUUCCUUACUAAGUUUGUUUAUGAUAAAAGAUACCGAUGA
This is a messenger RNA of Vicia villosa (hairy vetch), 2775 nucleotides long. RefSeq lists its product as uncharacterized. The transcript has 4 exons. The record is from RefSeq and is a predicted model, not a curated record. NCBI's taxonomy places the organism in Eukaryota, Viridiplantae, Streptophyta, Magnoliopsida, Fabales, Fabaceae. The coding region runs from base 1 to 2775 and encodes 924 amino acids.